AUGUGGGAAAUUAAGAAAAAUGCAGAUGAUCAGUGGAAUAACCGUCAGCUUUUUCCAUGGCUUGAAGUUUUGAACUUAAUUGCUUCUUGUUGUUUUAUAGCUGGUGUUAACUGUCAAGAUGUUUCCAAUGCUGUUUUUGUAGUUCCAUUAAAUAAUGAGCAUAUUCAGUUCGAGCAUGGUAAUGGAAAUAAAACUAGUGAACACGAAGGAUGUAAUUUUGACAAGCAACUACAAGUCAUCAACCAUGACGGAGAUGAUGAUAUUACAACGAACAUUGAUAUAUACGAGACAUUUGAAGGGCUCAUUGCUGAAAAAUUAGAAGAUCUUGAACAAUUAUACGUAUCACAUGCAAGAGUCACUGGGUUUAGCGUGAAAAAGUGGACACAAAGAUCAAGUAAUAAUAUAAUUACGGAGAAGUAUUUAGUGUGCUCAUGUGAGGGAAAAACAUAUCAUGCACCUGUUGCUCCGGAGGAAGGUAAUGCAGUUUCUAAGAAACCCAAGCUAAUUCCAAUUACAAGGAGUGAUUGUGAAGCCAGAAAUGGCGACAUCUCCAUUCUAGACAAGAUAGAAACGAUCAAAGCAUUUGAGGAUGCAAACAUCAAACCUACCACAGCAUAUCGAUAUUUAUUAAAGGAUGCUGGAGGUGACGAAUUUGUGGGCCACACCCUACAUGAUCACAUCAAUUGUGUCAACAGGAUACGGAUGAAAGCGAUAGAGUGUGGAGAUGCUCAAAGUGUAAUCGAUCAAUUAAUAUGCGACGGAGAGAAGGAUCCCCAAUUUUUUUACCGGGUAAGGUUAAAUGAACAAGGACAACUUUCGGCACUUUUUACGUGUGAUGGAAUGAUGAGAGAGGAUUAUAAAAUAUAUGGUGAUGUCGUUAUUUUUGACACAACAUACCGGACUAAUCGAUACAAUUUGAUAUGUGGUCCUAUCAUCGGGAUAAAUAUUCAUUGGAACACUGUCAUGUUCGGUUGUGCUUUUAUAGUAGACGAGAAGGUUGAAUCAUUCAAGUGGGUCUUGUCUUAUUUCAAAAAAGAUGCUGCAAUGUCGAAGGCAAUCGAAAAUUUUUACAAGAUAUUUAAGAAAACGGUGGAAAAAUGGAGGAAACGAGAGAUCGAAGCUGAGUUUUACUGUUCUCGCACAAGACCAACCUCUAACUUACGGCUAACUGGUUUGUUAAAGCAUGCAUCCGAAAUCUACACUGCAAGCUUGUUUAGAUAUUUCGAAGAGGAGUUUAAAACAGCAAUAGUAUGUUCGAUAUGUGAGGUCAAUCAAAUUAACGGGAUACAAAACUAUAGAGUUUGGGUAGAUGAAGAUUCAUCUUAUGUUGAAACGGUUGCUUAUCUUGAUCUGCAAGGAGAUAUUAGUGUAAGUUGCAAUUGCAAGAACUUUGAGGCAAGCGGUUGGUUGUGUUGUCAUUGCUUAAGAGUAUUACAUAAUCAUUCCGUAUCUAAGAUUCUUGAGAAGUAUAUACUAACUCGCUGGACGAAACAUGAUAAAAAGGAAGUGUGGGAGAGAAUGUUUAGCGACACUACAAGAACAUUUGAUGAAGAGGACAGUGUAAGGAAGCUAAAGACGAUAACCUUACAGUGGAGGCAUGAUAUGGGUCCUAAGUUUUACAAUCUUGUUCUUAAGACAGAAAACGAGGAAGGUGCACGAAAGAUUGUUGAGGACCUCUAUGCAAAGGCGAGUGAAACUGUCAAAAACCAUACAAUGCAAGAUAACCCAGCGCAACAAUGUUGGUCACAGACAAAUGGUGUUACGGAACAAUAUGCUGUGCUUGACCCUGAAAAAUCAGUGACAAAGGGGAGGAGAAAACGAAUUAAAGGACACUUUAAAAAAAGAAAACAUUCAACGUCUAAAAGGGAGUUUGGUUUCAUAACACCAAAUAAGCACAUUAUAUAA
This is a messenger RNA of Amaranthus tricolor (Joseph's coat), 1905 nucleotides long. Its product is annotated as protein FAR1-RELATED SEQUENCE 5-like. The record is from RefSeq and is a predicted model, not a curated record. Lineage: Eukaryota; Viridiplantae; Streptophyta; Magnoliopsida; Caryophyllales; Amaranthaceae. Gene Ontology annotation, biological process: regulation of DNA-templated transcription. Gene Ontology annotation, molecular function: zinc ion binding. The coding region runs from base 1 to 1905 and encodes 634 amino acids. The transcript is spliced from 11 exons.